This is a messenger RNA of Temnothorax curvispinosus, 2632 nucleotides long. Its product is annotated as glycerol kinase-like. The transcript has 11 exons. Gene Ontology annotation, molecular function: glycerol kinase activity. Gene Ontology annotation, cellular component: mitochondrion. The record is from RefSeq and is a predicted model, not a curated record. Gene Ontology annotation, biological process: glycerol-3-phosphate biosynthetic process; glycerol metabolic process; triglyceride metabolic process. NCBI's taxonomy places the organism in Eukaryota, Metazoa, Arthropoda, Insecta, Hymenoptera, Formicidae. The coding region runs from base 246 to 2114 and encodes 622 amino acids.
GAUUUCCUCGCAUUCCGGCGAACGAGCACGCCUGGCGCACUUACUUAGGUGCGUGACGUUCGAGUAAUCGUUUGUUUUCUCGCGAUUCUAGGAAACGACGUCAUCCUAGAGAAGGACGUUGUUCGAUCAUCGAUUCGUUGCAAUAAUUACGAGAGAAGAAGAAAAUAUCGGAUAUAGCGAGACCCGCGGGGAGUUAUCGUUAUCACGCCGCGGCGGCCGAAAGAGAAGAGGAUCCGCGGUGAUUCAUGGAGCGGGAGGAGGCGAACGGAAAUGCGGCAGGGGACGCGAACGGGGAUACGGAGGAUACGGCGACCGCGAGCGAGCGAGGCACUCCUGAAGGGUUCGAUUCCCUCGAGGACUCGACCGCGUCGCUGGAGAUGGAACAGUCGGAGACCGGUCGGAGGACGAGUAUCUUCAAGUAUUACGCGUACAGGAACCCAGAUAUAAUGCCGAGCACGGUGAAAAAAAUAGGACCCCUUGUCGGCGUAGUUGAUGUUGGCACGCGGACUGUUCGCUUUGUGGUAUUUAAUGCAAAGCACGUCGCGGAGGUUGCGUCUCAUCAAAUCGACAUAGAGCAAAUCAGUCCGCAAGAGGGGUGGGUGGAACUGGAUCCCAAAGAGAUUCUUUUCGCGGUAAAAGCCUGCAUUAAGGACGUAAUUCGCAAAUUGGACGUGCUGGGUAUGAAGAUCGACGAAAUCGUUACAGUGGGUAUUACCAACCAGAGAGAAACUACGGUAGCGUGGGAUGCGAUUACCGGCGACCCGCUUUAUAAUGCCAUAGUGUGGUCCGACAUCAGAACUAACACGAUUGUAGACCAGGUCAUAGCGAAGUUUCCGGAUCAGAGUAAGAAUCAUUUGAAACCCUUAUGCGGCUUGCCCGUGAGUCCGUACUUCUCGGCUUUGAAGAUUCGUUGGUUGAAGGACAACGUGCCGGUCGUAAGGAAAGCAAUUCGCGAGAGGCGAUGCAAAGUGGGGACCAUGGAUACGUGGGUUGUUUGGAACUUAACGGGAGGCAAAGGCGGUGGGCUAUAUAUCACUGAUGUUACGAACGCGUCGAGAACGAUGUUAAUGAAUAUUGAAACGCUCUCCUGGGAUCCUACGUUAUGCAGAUAUUUCGACAUUCCUAUGCAAAUGCUACCGGAGAUCAAGAGCAGUUCCGAGAUAUACGGCAAAAUCAUGAUCGGUCCGCUAGCCGGCAUUCCCAUAUCCGGCAUUUUAGGGAAUCAACAAUCUGCUUUGGUCGGGCAGAAUUGCUUGAAGAAAGGCCAAGGGAAAAAUACGUAUAGGAGUGGCUGCUUUCUACUGUGUAACACGGGGCAUACCAGAGUAUAUUCUUCUCAUGGAUUGGUUACAACCGUCGCAUAUCAGUUUGGUCCGAAGAGUCCACCUGUCUACGCGUUGGAAGGUUCAAUCGCGGUUGCAGGUGCAGCUAUUAAAUGGCUACGGGAUAACAUGAAGCUCAUAAAGGAUGUUCAUGAAAGUGAACAUUUGGCUCAAAGUGUAUUUAGCACGGGAGAUGUCUACUUCGUGCCCGCUUUCACAGGGUUAUAUGCACCUUAUUGGAGAAAAGAUGCAAGGGGAAUAAUUUGUGGACUUACUGCGUUUACCACGAAGCAACACAUAAUCAGGGCAUCCCUCGAAGCGGUAUGCUUCCAAACCAGGGACAUUCUCGAGGCCAUGUACAAAGAUUGCGGAUUUCCGUUAACGAAAUUAAACACAGACGGAAAAAUGUCGACUAAUAAUCUCCUUAUGCAACUACAGGCCGACCUAUGUGGUACACCAGUAUUUAGAUCAACUAUGCCUGACAUCACGGCCUUAGGUGCAGCGAUGGCUGCCGGACACGCUGAAGGGAUAGAUGUUUGGAACUUGGAAGGCGAGGAAGUAGAAACAGUGCCAACCGAUACUUUUCUACCGACUACCACGCCGGAAGAAAGAGACGCAAGGUAUAAGAAAUGGAAAAUGGCAGUACAAAGAAGCCUAGGUUGGGCGACAGGAAAAAUGUCCGAACAAAUGACAGAUGACAGGUACUGCAUACUGGCGUCCAUUCCUGCCAGUUGGUUCUUGAUAUCGAGCUUCGUUUUACUGCGAUUAAGUCAUUAUAUAGCGAACCGGUGACGGCAAGUCAACAUUAUCGAUGCGCAAGUUACCCUAGACGGCAGAUAGCCCUAAUUGCAGUCCAGAAGAAAACUUAGCGAAGUGACGUAAAACUUACUCAACUCACUCACACGUGCGUCGGCGGGUGCGACGACGAGUAUCAUGAAAUGAGCAGAAGGAUAAAAUUGCUUCUUUAGAAUAAAUAUGUUCCAUACUCUUCGGUGCGCCUCAUCAGCGCUAACGUUCCACAAUCGGGGACAAGUAAUGCCAGUCACUGGUCUCUGGAUUUUGGAAAUUAACGCAGUCAGCACAAAAUAUUGUACAUUAUAUGUUAUUUAUAAUCUCAUUUUAUUCUCCGUGAAAUAAUGAUAUUCGAUUUCCUGUGGGAUAUGUGAUGAAAUAAUAUCCCAGAAUUUUUUUUGUGUGAUUUGUAUUUUGAAUUUACUUCGUCGCAUGCACGUAAUUCUGUCUUUGUUACUAUUAUUAUUUAUUGUAAAGAUUAUAUGUAUACAAUUUUCAAUUAUAUGUAUCAUAGAGAA